UUGUGUCCCCCAUUCCUGCAGCACCACCCAGACCCCACGAUUCUCACCUCACAAAUUCCCGCCUUCCCGCCCUCCCUCCUGAGGGGACAGCCCGGGAACACCCCCCUCUCCGUCCGGCCCCACAGACCGGGGCCUUCCCGCCUCGCCUCGCCCCGUCCCCUCACACCGCAGCCCCCGCCACCCCUCAGGGUGUGCCGACCCGGGGGAGGAGAAGGAGGGGAGGGAGAAGGUCCCCCCCGGCUCUUACAAAAGCUUCCCGGGCGAGGAGAGCCGGCUGUGUCCUGUGAGGAAGCGGCCAUGCCCCUGAGGAAGCCGGCGGGCAAGCGGCGGAGCACCGACUCGGGAGUGGAGCCCGACCGCGGGGCCCUCUCUCAGGAGAAGAAGGACCAACGCAUCGAGCUCUUCCUCAGAGACUUCGACCAGCAGGCCAAGGAAAAUAUCCAGGAAAUGAAGAAAGAGCUUCAUUCGCUUCUGCAAACAGCUGAGAAGGCGUUUACGGUGGAGCUGCUGAAGAUGCCAGUUGCCAUCAGGAAAAUGAGAAGAAAAGACUUGCUUAAUUUGCAAGGAAGGGAGGAAGUGGCUCUUGCUGCUGCAGUGACUGACUGUUCUCUAGAAGAAGUACCCAAUCCAAAACUCUCCAGGACCAACAGCAGAAAAGUUAAGGUAACUACAAUUGUUGAAUAUGAAGAUGCCAAGCAUGUUUCUGCAACAAAAGUGUGUAAAAAAGUGUCCAAAACAAAGUCAUUGGUUUCAUUGUCCUCCGGUUUAAACAGCAAAUUCCAGCCUCUUUCUAGAUCUGCUCAGUCUCAUGUAAAUGUGACUGACGCUGUCAGGUCUCUUGCUUCUGAUUGCAGUGCCACAAAUUUCAAAACUCUGCCAAAGCUAUCUAGAAGUGCUGGACUCCAACAGCCUGUCUCCAGAACUCUGCCUACCCGUGGAAGGGUUCACGGCAUGUUACUGCGAAGUAAAUCGGUACCCCGAGAUAAAACUGUUCCGUUUGUAAACAUUCCUCUGGCUGAUGGACAGACGCUCUGUACGGCUGGUGGAGACCUCCGUAACAUUGAUGUGCAGCUACUAAAUCAAGAUACAGUACAGCAUAUUCAUCACCUAGUGAGCGAGCUGACUGUACUCUGUGGAAAGGCAUCAGCUAAACCAAGUUAAUGGAACUGUCUUCUGACUAAAGAAUAUUCAUGACAGCUCUUGCUGCCUCUGAAGUGUUUAGAGAAUGUCUAUAAUGUCUUAAUAAAGCUG
Messenger RNA from Calidris pugnax (ruff), 1251 nucleotides. RefSeq names its product borealin-2-like. Gene Ontology annotation, biological process: mitotic sister chromatid segregation. Gene Ontology annotation, cellular component: spindle midzone; chromosome passenger complex; chromosome, centromeric region. Lineage: Eukaryota; Metazoa; Chordata; Aves; Charadriiformes; Scolopacidae. The transcript is spliced from 10 exons. The coding region runs from base 298 to 1161 and encodes 287 amino acids. The record is from RefSeq and is a predicted model, not a curated record.